Molecule: messenger RNA, 5864 nt
Organism: Lagopus muta (rock ptarmigan)
Lineage: Eukaryota; Metazoa; Chordata; Aves; Galliformes; Phasianidae
Product: protein FAM162B-like
Exons: 6
Coding region: 97-648 (183 amino acids)
Biological process (GO): cellular response to hypoxia; neuron apoptotic process; positive regulation of release of cytochrome c from mitochondria
Cellular component (GO): mitochondrion
Source: RefSeq, a predicted model, not a curated record
UCAGCAGCCAAUGUGUGAAAGGGUGUUCCUCCCUUCUCACAGGAAGUGAUAGUUUUGUAAGCCCAGGGUCAGCCUUCCGAGACCAGGUCCACCAGGAUGCUGGGGAGGAUUCUGGGCUGUGGUCCAGUGGGGUGGUGCAGGUGGGGGGCUCACCUACACCCCUGGGACCUCCAUGCUGUUCCACCACUGCUGUGCUGUGCCAGAGGUGUCGGGAACAGAGCCAGGGUUGCGCAGGGUGCAGUGCUGCAGACAGCUGCUCCAGGCUGGUCUUCCCACCAAGGAGCUGCUUGGUGCCCACUGCAGAUGAGGUUUCUGCACCAAAUUCCUCGCCCUGCAUUCAAAAAUGAAAGAAGGCCUACAAAUUUUGACAAAAAGGUGUUGGUGUGGGCAGGACGCUUUAAAAAGGAGGAGGACAUUCCCAAGUACAUAACGUCUGAGGUUUUGGAUGCAGCAAGGAACACUGUGAGGAUAAAGGUUUGCUACAUCAUGAUUGCACUGACCUUGCUGGGUUGCUUGGCCAUGGUCAUCACAGGCAAAGAGGCUGCUAAAAAGGAUCACACACUGCUGAGGAUGAAUGAAGAGAAGAAGGCUAAAUGGAGGGCUGAAGCAGAGAAAGAUCACGAGGCAGCUGCUGUGAAGGCACAAUGAUCAGGAACAGCUUCAUUUAAAGUGUCACCAAACUCUGAGAUGAUGCUUAAUGGGAGAGAUCCUCGAAAUAUUGAAAGUUCCAUUUUCAUAAAGUCAUUAAACUUUAAGACAGACCUCAGCUUACCCCUGUGGUCCGAGUCUCCGUGCAUCAUUCAUAUCAUAGAAUCAUUAAUGUUGGAAAAGACCACUAAGUUCAUCAGGUUCAACUGUGAACCCAUCACCAUCAGGCCUGCUAAAACAGGUAAACCCUUAAGAACCAUAAGUUGAGCCCACAGAGCUGGAUAUGCUGCAUGGGGUACCAAGGGAUGUGGAGCAACAAAACCCACCAUCUCAUCCCAACCACCAAAGGAGGUGGGAAAUGCUCUAACCAUCUCAGCCUUUCUGCUACACAUAAUCACACCAAGGCUAGGCUCUGCUGCUGCAAGGUUUGUUACCUGGACCACGUAUACUUGGUUCCAGCAGUCUGGAAGAUUCCAUGCAGGUGUUUGGGUUUAUUGUGCCAAAAAUGAUGGUCCACUCAUCACUGGUGUGUCACUCCAUGAAGAAGCUGCUGGUAAGGGUAAGCUUUUCCCCAGGACUUGGGGUCAGUGCUCAGCAGCUGUUGGGCUCUGGGGCUCCUAGAUCUGUGGUCUUUGGGUGUUUGGUAGUGGAGGUUUCUUCCUUCUGCACACUUGUGGAGGAUGAGGAGCUGUGUGAGGGGACGUUACAUCUGUCACAUCUUGGUGUUUGCAGCCCUUGUUUCCGACUCACAGACCCAUGCAGUACAAAUUGUAAGAAGUGAUGUCUGCUCCCCGCAGUAUUCCUCACAUUGCAUCUCAGAAAAGUAAAAAUAAUGGUCUAAGACAAGUGCAGAGUGAGCAAGUCUCUUAUGAGAAGACAGUUCUGCUGGCACAGGUAAUCCGUGCUUGUUGGGUGGAUGUGACCUGGUUUCCUUGGUUAGUGCACUAACCUGGAAGAAUUUCCUCAGAGUUAAUGUUCACGUGGGGAUAAACUAAAACACUCAGUCCCCUAGAUAAGUUCUGAAUUAUUAAAUGGCCUUCCUGGGCCCUUGCUAAGAGGACACAUGUAACAUUUAAAGGAGCCCAUUCUGAGCUCAUAAACAAAAUCACUUCCACAUUCUGGACUUCCCUGACUAAAGCAGAAAAGGAGAUGGCUACAACUGUGAUCAAAGAACAAACACAUUAACAGUGACUUGUUCUGUUCUGCACUUCCCUGUGCCUGGGAGAAAACAAAUAAGCAGCCAACCCAUUUCAGAUAUGGGCUAGUUUCAAAUCCUCUUGAAUAACCUUGGUCUCUGUUGUGUAGUGCAUAAAGCUGCUGCACUACACGUUGUCAGUAAGAAGAAGGGAAAAUCAAUUCCUCCUCCCUGAUCCAGUGACAAUGGGCCAUCUUGGUUUGAUCAGAUGACCCAGCUGCUUUUGGGCUCUUACAAAGAGCAGUGAACAUUAUGUAAGGGAUAAUCCUUUUCCAGUGCUGGCUACAAGAUAAUUCAUUUUAAUAUAGCAGUAUUCACCCUCCAAAAUCAAUCAGAUUAAUCACUGGCUUGCACUCUGCUGGUGUAGCACAGCCUCAUCUGGAGCCAUUCCCUGUAGUAAUGGGAGAUGCCAGCAGAGGACAUUGUGCUGAUGCCUCUCCAGCAGUGGUCCCACAGCUCUGCUCACUAAAAUCAGUAUCUGUUUGCAGUCCUUUGAUUCUCCUUUGGAAAAGCUUCUAAUUAACACAGCUUCCAAAUCCUCACCACCUUGGGCUAGUGGCGUUUUUUAUUUCUCCUCCAUCUAUAUUGCUUCAGAGUCACGCCUGAUCCCAGUCAUUUAAAAAGGAGGCAGAAGUUGUUGUUAGGAAGAAGUGAUUCUUCCACUUUUCAAAAACAUGCCCUGUAUUUCCCCAGCCUGGCCUUAAGGCAGGGAUGGAGCUGGGAGCACUGCUUUGCCACUAGGCUCAGGCAUUGGAGGUGAGUCUUUUCAGCUCUCACCUCCUUGUUUAUCCCUCUGCAUCAGAAGGAAAGAAAGCUUCCACCCUUGUAGGGCUUUUGCCAUUUUAAAUGAACUCCUACAUAGAAAUGGCUAACAAUGGGCUGUAGGCUGGUGCCAAGAGAGCUUUGUCUCAUAGUGAUCGCUGGGGAAUAUUUUGCUUAGUAGCUGGAGUUUACCUAAUUCUGCUUCCAUUAAAAUCAAUGCUGUGAUUCCUCCUGGCUGUGGAUUAGAGAUAUUAUCCACUGCUUUUGGAAAUCCAUCUGUUUUACAGAAAAUUGCCUUCCCCAGGAUAGCUGUGGGGCAGCAAUGGAUGCACCCGAGCUUUCUUCUGCUGCAGUGAUGAGGUCUCUGAUGACCUCCCAGUGCAUCAGACAGAAUGUGAGAUGGAAAAUUUGAGCUCCAGAGAUCCCAGACCCUUCCUUGCUCAUUUUGCCUCUCUUUUUGACUCAUUUGGGAGUUUAUAGUGACACUUGGUUUCCUCCCACACAUCUGCUACGAACUGCUCCUCUCUGGUAUGCGUUAGAUCCCAUGCUGUCCUGCACUUGCAGGAUCACUGAUUUCCCUAGAUGCAAACAACACCUUGCCAUUCAGAUCUCAUUUUAAAGCCUUUCCUGUUUAAAGUCUUCAGCAUUUUUUCUCCCACCAAGCCAGAAACUGCUGCUCAUUUAAAGGCAGAUUGCACCCACACUCAGCUUCCAGGCUUUGGACGUUGUCUUCACUAUGGAGUAGAAAACAUCCCAUCUCAGCUCUUUCCUGUGUGCAGCCGGUUGUCCCUCCUUUGGAGCUGGAUUCCUGCUAUUUUCAGAACACCUGUUGUUUCUGACUGUUGCUUGGUCGGUGUCACUGGCUUACUGGCCCAUGGGGUGAGGCACACUGGGUUUGCUCCUGUAUCAAGAGAUUUGCUAAAGUUAGAAUCCUCUUCAUAAACAAUCCAAACGAAUGUUAUUAGCACUGAAUCAAUAACCUAGUCUAGUACUUUCAUGAGGAGAUCUAAGAGCUGUUCAGACUUUUACCAGCUACCCUGGGGAAUCCCAGUACACAGUGGUGUUGCUGCAGAGGCUGUGUUGCUCUGUGCCUGAGGCUCCAACACCUGCAGGAGCAGCAUGACUGCAAGGCUGGGGGAAAGCUUUUGUUCCUUGGAUCUGUUCAAAGGAGAUUCAAGGUUGAAGGCCUCCUCUUUCCAGCCUCAUGCUCCCUCACUGCAGCAAAUAAGCUGUGGCUGCAGCUGGCCCAAAGGAGAGCUGUGCAGCUCACACACAUAGUGACUGCAGAGAGAGUUUAAACGCAGCUCUCCUGUUUGAAUUUGGCACGAAGUCAUUCUAGCCUAGCAGGGAAGCAAGACCAAUGCUCAAUAAUUUGAAUUAAUUAAAGGAUCAUUCAUUAAUGCGCCGAGGUAGCGUUAAAGCAAUUUUCCAUGGUUAAGUGGUUUGACAGUCAUUAGGGCUGUAUGAUUUAUUGCAAAACCAAUGUGACUGUCAGAUGAGGAGUAGGUAAGUCCUGAAAGGCUCAGCACUCCAAAUGGAGCAUUGCACCUCUCUGCUCUGCCCAGCCAUGCUGGUCCCACACCCGGGCUCUGCACAGAGGCAGCUGCUACACAGAAACCAGGAGCUUGGAUCUGAUUCUUCCUCUGGAACAUUGCAUCUCCCCAGUGAAGAGAUCCAGGCCUUCUACUGUUUGGUCGUGGGCUGUUAUUUGCUGGGUGUGUGAGGGCUCAGGAGGGGAGGAGGGCAGACUGAAACAGGAUUUAGCUGAGCUCACUCGUGGCUUAUGCAUGCUCUGCAAUGUGAGCUGUUCAUAGCAACUGCCAGGGAGGCUAGACCAGAAAAUCAAGGGAUCUGCAUGCCAGUUUGUAAUAUGCAGAUGAGAGAUGGUCAGGAGACUUUUUGUAGAUGAAAUAGAAACCAAAAUAGCCCAAUGAAUUAGUCAUAUGCUAAUUACAAUCAUUGGUUGGUGUUUCUGCAGGCUGUAUUAAUGCACUGCAAAUCGCACACAGCUCUGUUAGCUGUUUUCUCGUGGUCCUAGCAUCAUCCUGCAACAGAUUUCUAACAUCAGAGCUAAAGGGCAUCCUCUAGGGAUGCAAAAGUGCCAUUAAAGCAAUGCUGCUCCAGUCUCCAUAACAGUUUCACACCGUACCAACGGGCCAAAAUCAGGCUUGAAAGGGUGGGAAGUUAAGCACCCAAGCAUUUUCCUUGACAAACCUCAGUGUGAAGUAAAAGCACAACCAUUGCCCAUUGUGUUCUCCCACUCAUUUUUCUCCUCCCAAGGCUGCUGUGUGGGCUGUGCAGGGGAUGCUGUGAGCUGAGGACCCACUGCUGCACACGUGAGCUGGGGAGGCUGUGGGGCUGCACGUGCUGUGCUCUGACACUGCAGAAAUGGGCAAAGAGCUGCCUGUGCAGCUGCAGCAUUCCAUGUGCCACCUCCCACAGCCUCUCCGUAGCUGUCAAUAUGUACUGACUGAGGAAUUUUGAUCUCCUUACUGCUUUUGCUGAAUGCACUGGGGAGGCAUUUUGAGCUCAUUGCCGUUGAAGUCCAGGUGCCUGCGGACUUCCACCUGGCUGUGGAGCACACAGGUGUCCUGCUGAGAUGCUGUCUGGGAAGGAAACUGCACAGGGUGAGGAGCAGAGAGCUCCUGGAUGUCACCUGGUGUCCUUCAGCCCAGGCCAAGCUCUUAGCUGGCACCUGGGUGCUGUGCAGCAGAUGGUGUCAUGCUCCAAAGCCUGGCUGUGAGAGCCCAGCUGCUAUGUGCAACCCAGGGCAGCAUCAGCUCUGCAGCUCACGCAUGAGCUGCAGUGCCACGACCCACCUGCCCUGGGGGUGACAGGGCUGGGGACAGGAUACCCAGCUGCAGGGACCCUCCUGCUCUCAUGUCCUUAUUCUGCUCACCCUGACAGCUGCUGGGGUUCAUACAGGCUUCCCACAGCUCAUAGGCUGCGAUGGUUGUGGUGUGAGACAUUGGCCUUUCCUUGAGAAGCUCAGGAUGUACAGUGACUGCUUUAUGGCUGUUCAGCCUUCUCUUCAGAAAGAACUAGGACACAGAGCUCUGCAGAGCAGCCUGAGCUCUGGUAUUUUAUUUUGGUUUGAUUAGAAAUGAUAAUAAUAAAAAGUCCCAGCAAAAGUGUGUCUGAAUAUGAGCUUGAGUCACCCACCUCCACAGUCACUUUCUGUGCACACAGCAAUGCACCAGCCUGGAAAAUGAUUUGCAGUAUACCUCAGGUUUGUUUCUUUUUUUUUUUUUUUUUUUCC